Molecule: messenger RNA, 1944 nt
Organism: Vidua macroura (Pin-tailed whydah)
Lineage: Eukaryota; Metazoa; Chordata; Aves; Passeriformes; Viduidae
Gene: SLC6A20
Product: solute carrier family 6 member 20
Exons: 12
Coding region: 22-1653 (543 amino acids)
Biological process (GO): sodium ion transmembrane transport
Cellular component (GO): plasma membrane
Molecular function (GO): L-proline transmembrane transporter activity
Source: RefSeq, a predicted model, not a curated record
UUUUUGAUCCCAUAUCUUAUCAUGCUGAUUGCCGAGGGCAUGCCGCUGCUGUACUUGGAGCUGGCCGUGGGGCAGCGUAUGCGGCAGGGCAGCAUCGGCGCCUGGAAAAUAAUAAGUCCCUACCUUUGCGGUGUUGGAGUUGCCAGUGUUGUCGUCUCCUUCUUCCUCUCCAUGUACUACAAUGUGAUAAAUGCCUGGGCCUUCUGGUACCUCUUCCACUCCUUCCAGGACCCCCUGCCAUGGGCCACCUGCCCCCUCAACAGCAACCGCACGGGCUACGAGGAGGAGUGUGAGAAGACAUCGUCCACGCAGUACUUCUGGUACCGGCAGACCCUGAACAUCUCCCCGUCGCUGGAGGCCAGCGGCAGCGUGCAGUGGGAGCAGGCGCUGUGCCUGACGCUGGCCUGGCUCGUGGUUUACCUCUGCAUCCUCCGCGGCACCGCCUCCACCGGCAAGGUCGUCUAUGUAACAGCCUCUUUGCCAUACUGUGUUCUCAUCAUAUACCUCAUCAGAGGAUUAACACUUCAUGGAGCUGUGAAUGGGCUCGUCUACAUGUUCACACCAAAGCUGGAGCAGUUGUCAAACCCCAAGACCUGGAUCAGCGCUGCCACACAGAUCUUCUUCUCACUGGGCCUUGGCUUCGGCAGCCUCAUUGCCUUUGCCAGCUACAACGAACCCAGCAACAACUGCCAGAGACACGCCAUCAUCGUGUCCCUCAUCAACAGCACCACUUCCAUAUUUGCCAGCAUCGUCACUUUCUCCAUCUACGGCUUCAAGGCGACCUUUAACUAUGAGAGCUGUAUCAACAAGGUGAUCCUGCUGCUGCUGAAUGCUUUUGACCUGGAGGAAGGCUCUUUAACAGCAGACAAUCUCAGUGAGAUGAAAGAUUACCUCAUGGCCACCUACCCACAGGAAUAUGCCCAACUAGUGCCACAGAUUAAAAACUGCAGCUUGGAAGCUGAGCUAGACACGGCUGUCCAGGGGACAGGACUGGCAUUUAUAGUCUAUUCGGAAGCGAUCAAAAACAUGGAGGUGCCCCAGCUGUACUCUGUGCUCUACUUCUUUAUGCUGCUGAUGCUGGGCAUUGGCAGCAUGCUGGGGAACACGGCUGCCAUCCUCACGCCACUGACCGACAGCAGGGUCAUUGCCUCCCGCUUUCCCAAGGAGGUCAUCUCAGGUGUUGUGUGUUUUAUGAAUUGUAUAAUUGGCCUGAUCUUCACCAUGGAGGCUGGAAAUUACUGGUUUGACAUCUUCAAUGACUACGCAGCCACCCUCUCGCUGCUGCUCAUUGUGCUGGUGGAAACCAUUGCUGUGUGUUACAUCUAUGGGAUAAGGAGAUUUGAGAAAGAUCUUUAUACCAUGAUUGGAUGCAAGCCAAACUGGAACAUUGCAAUACCAAGCAUGGGAUGCCACACAGGGGCAGCUGGUGACCAAGGAUUACCCAGGCUAUGCCCUGGCGGUGAUCGGGCUGCUUGUGGCAUCAUCCACCAUGUGCAUACCCCUGGGAGCACUAGUGACUUUUAUAAGGAAGAGACUGAAGAGGGAACGAGUUUCAACUGUUGCAUGAAAGCUGACAGCUGGAUUUGGGAAGACCUUACCCCCGUCACCAGUGACUGGGCACUUCUGGAAGACAGCAGCAACCAUUAUUUGUAGCAGCUACUUAUAGAGUUGAGAAUGGUGAAACUGUUGAAGUCUGGCAAUGAGAAUGUGACAAUUGCUUUCCUACAUGGGAAUAAUCAGCAGGAUGGCACUGGGAGAGAAAUGUGGCUAACACAGCUUCUUUUAUACUUGUGUCCAGCAAAACAGUGAAUAUAUAUAUUUAUAUAUGCAUAUAUCUAUAUAUAUGCACACGUGUGUAAGCUGCACAAGUUCUCCCAUCUCCAGAAGUAAGCUUCCAGUUCCAGUAUGCAACUGUGCACUAUGCUGUACUUUGUAUUUUCUAGG